Spirodela intermedia is the source of this 2532-nucleotide messenger RNA. Lineage: Eukaryota; Viridiplantae; Streptophyta; Magnoliopsida; Alismatales; Araceae. The record is from the annotation of a GenBank genome assembly.
AUGUUUCUCAUUGCGGACGAGCCCGCGUCUCCGGGUUUGGAACCCUCGGAGGGGUCGCCGCCGCCGCUCUGCCGCCGGGAGGCCUACCUGGACGUGAAUGUGGUUCCGGAGCAGGACAGGGAUGAGCAGCAGGCCGCCGUCUCGCGUCUCCUAGGUCGUCUUCAACCUCCGUUCGGGGGAUUUGAUUCUGCGACUUCCGCUCACAGAGGGUUUGGGGUCUCGCAGGGCGGAUCUCCGAGCUGAAAUCGAAGCAGCGGCACCUGGAAGGGAGGAGGAGGGAGGCCCUGAACAGGAUUCUGGACAUCAAAGGUCGGAAAUCCGAAGACCCAUCCAUAGCUCCAACCCAGAAAUGAUGAUCAUCUCAAACCUGUCUUCUCUUCCAGGUAGUAUUAGGGUUUUCUGCAGGGUCCGGCCGAACAGUUCCUCCACCGUCACCACUGGAUCAGAGAAGGUCACCAUUAGAUCGGCGGGAGCGAGGAAAGACUUCCGGGUGGACAGGGUCUUCCCUCCCGAGGCCACUCAAGGUAAGCCUCUGCAAUUCCACCGGCUUCCGGGCGCCGCCACCCCCAGCUGAGAGUGCCCUCCGGCCGCCGCCGGUUCUUGCAGAGGAAGUCUUCUCCGAGGUCGAGCCCAUAGUCAGAUCCGCCAUCGACGGGCACAGCGUCUGCGUUUUCGCUUACGGGCAGACGGGCACCGGGAAGACCUACACCAUGGUUCUUCUUCUUCUUCUUCUUCUUCUCCUUUUUCUUCUUCUUCUUCCUCUGGUUGGUCUGCAACUGGUUGUGAUUCCGGGCCUCUUCUGUUUUCAGGAAGGGACGGCCCAUCAGCCGGGCAUCGUCCCCUGCGCCAUGAAGCAGCUCUUCCGGGAAGCUUCUUCCAUGGACGACGCAGGCUCGUCCCUCACCUUCUCCAUGAGCAUGCUGGAGAUCUACAUGGGGUCUCUGAGGGACCUGCUGGGCCCUAAGGCAUCCUCCGCCAAGAGGUAGAAGACGAAGGCGACCUCAGAUCUGGAAACCCACUCUGCAUUUCAGAUGACGAACUUGAAAUCCUCAACCUUUCUUCUUCAAAAUCGUCUGAGCAGUCUCAACAUCCAGACCGGAGGAGGCGGGUGCGUGGAGGUCGAGGGCCUCACCGAGGUGCGGGUCGUUGACUUUAAGCAGGCAAGCCACUGGUACGCGAAGGGGAAGAGGGCGAGGACGACUUCCUGGACCAGCGUCAACGAGGCCUCCAGCCGAUCGCAUUGGUGGGUCCUUGAACUGCUUCUGGUUCGUCUCCUCCCCGCCGCUCGAUCUUGGGUUUGGUAAUUAUUUUAUAUGUUGUAGCUUUGGGUGUCCAGUUUAACCAGGAUCGCCGUCGGCCGGCCGGCGAGCGGAGGCGGUGGCGCCGCCAGAGCGGCGGAGGAACUGGUGAGCAAGCUGUGGAUGGUGGAUCUCGGCGGGAGCGAGCGCCUGCUGAAGACCGGCGCAAAAGGGCAGACGAUGGACGAAGGGAAGGCCAUCAAUCUCUCUCUCUCGGCCCUCGGCGACGUGAUCAGCGCCCUGAAGAGGAAGAAGAACCACGUCCCCUACAGGAACAGCAAGCUCACUCAGAUCCUCAAGGAUUCUCUCGGUAGUUCUUCCGGCCCCGAGAAUCUCUCGAUCCAUUUCUCGGAGUAAACCUGAUUGAAUUGAAUCGUUUGUUCUCGGGAUCUUCAGGGGUCGGAUCGAAGGUGCUGAUGCUCGUGCACAUCAGCUCCAGCGAGUACGACAUCGGGGAGACCAUCUGCUCCCUGCUCUUCGCGAGGAGAGCCAGGGGGGUCGAUUCGGGGGAAGAAGCUUCAGAGGUGGUGAUCGUCUCGUUGAUGAUUCUCUUCCUGCGAGGGGUUUUUGCCUCGUCUCUGAAUUAUCAUCAAGGAGCCUGUUUCAGGAGCUGAGGCAGCGCAAGGAGAUGUGCAUCGCAGAGCUCAACUGGGAGAUGAAGGACGCCGAGGAAGGGCUCCAGAAGCUGAGGACCCACCUCCGGCAGGCCGAGGACCAGUUGCAGGAGAAGAAGAAGAAGCUCUUGCUGGAGGGCAGCCCUCCGGCCCGCGACGGAGAUCCCAAAGGGUCGCCGGAAAGCCCCCAGAGCGGCGGCGAUAAGGGAGGAGCGUGCAGAAGUCAUCACCCCAGCUCCUCCCUCCCUCGGUUCAUGACUUCCACUGUGUGCAGCCGGCAGCGGCGGAGCGCCGCCGGAGAGGUGAACGGCAAGGCGAGACCGGCGAGGAUCAAGAACUUGAGCGCCGUGGACUUCUCCCUUUCGCAGUCCCGCAGCCUCCUGGAGCCGCCUUCGAGGUUGAGUUCCUACGGCGGUAAGAGUCGGACGGCGAAGGUGGAAGCUGGAGGAGGAGGAAGGUUCAAGAGCCUGCCUCCCCUCUGCGUCCAAGGAAACCUCAGCUGUAACAGCACGGAUUCCAGGUCCCCCACGCUCGCCAGGAGCCGCAAGGUCUCUGCAACUCCCCUCAGUUGGAGAGCUCCCGUGUCUCUGCACCGGAGAAGGAUGUCUGAUCUCACUUGA